Brachypodium distachyon (stiff brome) is the source of this 1828-nucleotide messenger RNA. RefSeq names its product probable UDP-arabinose 4-epimerase 2. Gene Ontology annotation, cellular component: cytosol. The record is from RefSeq and is a predicted model, not a curated record. The coding region runs from base 1 to 1437 and encodes 478 amino acids. The transcript is spliced from 11 exons. Gene Ontology annotation, molecular function: UDP-glucose 4-epimerase activity. NCBI's taxonomy places the organism in Eukaryota, Viridiplantae, Streptophyta, Magnoliopsida, Poales, Poaceae. Gene Ontology annotation, biological process: beta-D-galactose catabolic process via UDP-galactose, Leloir pathway.
AUGGAUAUAACUCAUCUAGAAAUUCACGACCGGAGGAAGCUCCAGACUCCAGAAGUCCAGAGGCACCCUCAAUUUCCCCAGCUCCCUUUUCUCAAGCCCCGUCCCCGGUCACCACCUCACUUCGUGCUCCUCUCCCGGUCUCCCCCAAGUUCCCUUCCUCUGCGAUCCCAGGACCCUCGGCGACUAGGUCGUCACCACGGCGUCCCCGCCUCUCACGCGCGUCGCCUCCAUCGCCGUCCCCGUUCUUCCUCGGUUGCGGUACCAGGUAUGGACAUCGCGAGACGCAAACCUAAUUUCGUGGGAAAGGUCGCUGUGGCUGCCGCCCUCACUGUCAUGUGCAUACUUGUAUUGAAACAGUCUCCUGGUUUCGGCGGUACUAGUGUGUUCUCUCGCCAUGAAACUGGGGUGACUCAUGUGCUGGUGACAGGAGGUGCUGGAUACAUCGGCUCGCAUGCUACCCUUCGUCUCCUUACGGACAAUUACCGAGUUACCAUUGUGGAUAACCUUUCUAGAGGGAACAUGGGGGCUGUCAGAGUUCUUCAACGGUUAUUUCCAGAACCUGGGAGGCUUCAAUUUAUAUACACUGAUUUAGGCGAUCCGAAAGCUGUGAACAAAAUGUUUUCUGAGAACGCAUUCGAUGCUGUUAUGCACUUUGCUGCUGUUGCUUAUGUUGGUGAGAGCACGCAGGAGCCACUCAGGUACUACCACAACAUAACAUCAAAUACUUUGACAGUGCUUGAGGCAAUGGCAGCAUAUAAUGUAAAAACUUUGAUUUACUCGAGUACUUGCGCAACAUAUGGUGAGCCUGACACAAUGCCUAUUACCGAAACAACUCCUCAGAAUCCUAUCAAUCCAUAUGGGAAGGCAAAGAAGAUGUCAGAGGACAUAAUUUUAGAUUUCUCAAAGAAAUCGGACAUGGCUGUCAUGAUCUUAAGAUACUUCAAUGUUAUUGGAUCAGACCCUGAGGGACGCCUUGGGGAAGCUCCGAGGCCAGAGUUGCGUGAGCACGGAAGGAUUUCUGGUGCUUGUUUCGAUGCAGCAUCAGGAACCAUUCCAGGGCUAAAGGUUCGAGGAACUGACUACCCGACUGCUGAUGGAACUUGCAUAAGGGACUACAUAGAUGUCACAGAUCUUGUUGAUGCUCAUGUCAAAGCUCUUGGUAAAGCAGAGCCUAAAAAAGUUGGAAUCUACAAUGUUGGCACAGGGCAAGGUAGGUCGGUGCAUGAGUUCGUAGAAGCAUGCAAGAUGGCGACCGGAGCUACCAUCAAGGUCGAAUUACUUUCCCGGAGACCAGGAGACUAUGCUGAGGUUUACAGUGACCCAUCCAAAAUCCGCGACGAGCUGAACUGGACAGCUCGCCACACAGAUCUUCGCGAAAGCCUUGCAACCGCAUGGAAAUGGCAGAAGACACACCCUGGCGGAUAUGGGUUGACCUGAUUCAGUGCUCAGUAGGUUCAGAUUCGACGGUGUUCUUCCAACACAGGUUCAUGGAUCCUUGUGCAGUGAUGCAGCCUUCAGGAAACUGGCCCUUCAUUCAAUAGACGCUUUGCAGGUAGCCACAGAAGAGUAAUGUAUAACUUGCAGCACCUGGAAGAAGAUACAGAGAAUGCCUCCCCAUCCCUUGCUUAGAAUCAUACUAUAGGUUUUCUUUUCCGUUGUUUUACAUUUCAUUGAUUUUGGCAUCCACUGGCUGAAGCAUGAUAUAAUAACACAUACAAAGUUGUGGUGUAGAGAACGAGAUCAAUCUUAUAUUAUGAACUAUGAUAUGAACCUUUACAGUGGUGGAUGGCAUGAUAUAAGUAAGAGUAGAUAUUCACUCCUUGUUUGA